CCUGCUAAAAAGGAAAUAAAAUUCAAACCAAGGGUAGUUUAGUCUUUUAGGUUAGGUGAUUGUACCUGUCUUUUAAUCAGAACCGCCACGUUACGGUCUAAUCCAUCUUCUCGGUGCUUCUUCUGUAGUCUGAAAACCUACUUUUUACUCUUGGAGCUCUAAGCGGCAAAGUUUUCUCUUGAGCUAACUCUUCCCAACAACGUGCUAUCUUUCUCCCACUCUUAUUAAAUCCAAUUGCAUUAGACUCAACCCCCAUUUCGAUAUGUCGCAAUUUUUACAAGGUACUGUUUUCUUUUCCUUCCAUUUCUGGGUUUUGCUGUUUCUGGUUCUAAUAUCUAUGGGUCAUUGCCUUCAAUUUAUGGGUCGUUGCCUUCAAUUUACUUAUAGUUGCAUGAACGAAAUAGUCUUGUUUCGCAUCCACAUAUGUUUGAUUUUGCGUGUUGGGUUUCCAUGAAAUUUUGAUGAUUUUGUGGUUUUGAUUUGUGGGUCUACUCAGAGGUGUAGAAUGACGGCUCUUGGUGCUAGCAGCGAACAGAGCUAAUGAACGCACAGUUUCUCUUUUGGACCAUCCUAGAAUAAUGUAGUCAAUUUACUUCAUAUUGACAUAUGAAAUACAUCAUAAAAAAGUUAAUCAUGUCAGACAAUUGAAGAAACAAAUGGUUUUUUUUCAAUUUAUGCUUUUGGUGCUACGAUAUUUUACAUGUGCAACACAUCAUCACAAAUUGGGAUGAUGAUUGUAUGACAUAGCUUUUUAUGUCUUUUUUCAGUUGGAUAAGCAUUUAGCUAGAAAUCCUGAUAGCUAGACAAGUGUCUUGACUUAAUUGUUGUUACGGGACUAAACUUGGAGGAUGUUUUCCGAGGAGUAGUCACAUGUACUUUAGAAUGAGGAACCGAGUUUUAAGAAUCAUAGUCACCUAGACUUCUUUCAGCUUUUACUUCCAAAUUUAUGUAAAACAAACUUAAAGACUUCAACGUGGAAGUUGUAGAGAAAUUGAAUUUGUUGUUGUUGUUUGUAUGCUAGAGGUAGUGGAGUUCCCGUAACUUUUAACUUGAUUGGCUCUAGAGUUAAGUGUGGUGAAUGAAUAUAUAUACAAUUCCUCAAACAUGCGUUUGUAGGCUGGGAAAAGAUUUGCAUUACUGUUUUUGUGCAGUUAUAUACCUUUUAUAACAUCCACAAACAUUGUUCUUGCUCCUAAAACUUCAGUUUGAUACUUUUUUAUAGCAUCCUGAAACAUUGUUUUAACUCCUCCACAAACAUUGUUCUUGCUCCUAAAACUUCAGUUUUAUACCUUUUUAUAGCAUCCUGAAACAUUGUUUUAAACUCCAUCAUUAACCUCAAUGAUUUCAUUUGUAUCAUUGGGCCCGUGCUCAAACACCAUCUAGUAUUAAUAUAGUCUUUGGAGCGAGUUUGGGACCAAGAAAGUAAUUUAAACUUUCUCAAUAAUUUUAAAAAUAAAAUAACAUCAACAACAACAUUAAUUAUGUGAUUUAAGGAGUAAUCCAAAACUGGGGUUGAACAUGUUAUUUGCACAUUUUUCGAUCAUUAUUUUGCAAGGAGAAAGCAAAAUGCCUCUCUCAUUAACUACAUCUAUCAAAAUACCAAUAGUAAAACUGAGUUAUUACUCCAUAAAAAUGAUCAAUCUUUUGUACUUACGUCUUACCCUCAAAUUUCACAUAAUCGUGGAAGUUGAAUAGCGCAUAUUUUGAUAUAUCCACAACAGGAUACAAAAUGGAUAAGGAAAAAUGUUCUUCAAUACAUUGAGUUGGAAAUAACUCGAAGAGAAAUUUAGCUUGUCGCUUGAAAAUUCAAAGUCUAAACCAAAAAAAAUGACAUUAGAAGAGACAAAAACACAAUGACAUUAAAAGAGAAGUAAACACAAUAGUGAAGCAAUAUGAUACUACAUGACAAAAUAAAACUAUAAUAAUUUGUUGUAUAUAGACUCAAGAUAUUGUAAAAUAAGCACGAAAAAAAAAGCAGUUAAAAACGCUCUCAACGUAAACCCUAGUUCCAUGCAAAACCCUAAUUUUUAAAUCUUAGCCGCCAGCAAUAUGGCCGUCGUGGCCACUGGUCAUCAUCCUGUGGCUGGCCGGACCCUACUGACUACUCCUACACCUACUACAACCAUGAAAGACUACCAUAAUGAACCUACAAUACCUAAGAUGGAUUAUAGACAUGUACUUCAACCAGAAAACCCUAAUCCCAUGCAAAACGUUACGGCGAAAAUCUCUAUUAAAAGGGUGGAAUAUCACAAUGGUGUUCAUGUAUUGCGAUGAACUGAGAGGGAGGUGGAUCAGAUGGAGCAAUUGGAAGAGUUGAAGCAUGCAGUCGUUGGUAAAUUUUCAUAUGGAUGGCCAUCAUUGGAGGAACUAAGAACUAUCAUCCCUGCUCAAUGUGGGAGAGGGAAGGGCACAAUUGGAUUGUUUCGUGAUAGACAUGUGCUUAUUAGACUUUCGACAAAGGAGGACUUUGUUACUCUUUGUUCUAAAGGUGUGUAGUACUUACAAUCUAGAGAUGGAUAUUCGUACCAAAUGAGACCUUUGAUACAUGAUUCUAAGUUUAAAGUUGAUCAAGAAACAUCAAAGGUUAUAUCUUGGAUCUCUUUCCAUACUUGUUGCCUACUUUCUUUGUUAAGGAAGCAUUAUUUUCACUUGCAUCUGCUGUUGGUAUACCUCUUUAUGUGGAUCUUGCCACUAUUAAUCGUAUAAUACCAAGUUGUGCAACAGUUAAAGUGCUUAUGGACUUCGGCACCUCUACCGAUUAUGUUAAUACGGAAAUUGAAGAUGAGGAUUCUAAGGAGGUUCGAGUUGAAAAAGUGAAGAUACACUAUGAUUAUCUUCCAAAAUAUUGUAAAGAAUGUAAGUUACAAGGCAUAAUGAGGUUGAAUGCAGGAGACUUCAUCCUGAAUUGGCGCGUUGUUUGAUGACGAAAAGGAGAAGUUUGAUGAGCAUGUAGUGAAUGAGCCUGAGAAAGUGAAAAAUGAUUCAGUAGAGAAAGGUAAGGCUAUUGUGAUUGAUGAUGUGAAACAUGAUGAGAUAGCAACAGGCAAAUUACUUAAUGCACGACCUCAAAGGAAUUAUUUUUAUCAGAAUAGGAGGAGAUUUAAUGCUAGGAGAUUAGCUAGUGGGAAAUCACUUGGAGAUCCUGGGAAUUGGAAUGUUAUUAAAGAUAAUAGGGAUUUCCCUAGUGCCAAGCAGAAUAACUCAGAGUCAAAGGUGUUACAGAUCAGCCCAACUGAGAUUAAGGAUACAAAUGUGAUGGUCCAAAACAAGUUUGAAGUGCUACAAGAUCAGAAUAAUGGUGAUGAUAUUCAUGUAGAAUUAGUGGAUAACAAUGUAGAUGAAUACCAGGAGCAGGAGUUGAUUAUCUCUGAAGAUCAAAGAAGACAAGGUGGUCAGAAUCAAAAUUUGUUGUUAAUGAAGGAUGAUUCAGAGAAGAAAUCAAAUGUUAAAGUGCAGAACAAUUUGGAGGAUUCACAAGAUCAAAUGGUAUCAAUUGAUAAUGGUAAUGUUGCAGAGGUGGAACUUAUCAGUGUUGAAGGGCAUGAAGAUAUAGUCAACUCUUUUCAGGAGUUGGUUAAGGGGCAAGCCUUGCAAACUGAUGAUUUGGAGGCUCAGCCAAAAAUUGUUACUGAUACUUUGAAAGUGAUGGAUGAUCAUGCUGGUACAACUCAGUGUGAACUAAAUGGGAUAGAGCAGGUUGAGGUGUUGGAUAAAGAAGAGGAUGUUGUCAUUGGAUCAGAUUUGAUUCCUGAUAACAAGAUUGUAGAUAGCAUAAAAGAAUGCUUAGCUAAUAUCUCUAUACCUGAUAACAAGGCUGAGAAGGAUAGCAAAGUGGAAUCUAUUUUGGAGAAGGAACAAGCUACUCAUGUAUUAUCAGCAAAUGUUAGCAUGAAUAAUGACAAUGGUGGUGAUAUGAGCUGAAAGGUUGAUGCAGAUAAUCAAAGGGGGACAAGUGAGAUUUCUAAUGUGGAUGAUGUAGACAAUACUAGUAGUAACUUGCAGUUAGUUGGUUGUUAUCCUGAGAGAGGUGCAAAUGCAGAAGAAAGGAAUUUAGCUUUGACU
Lycium ferocissimum is the source of this 4062-nucleotide messenger RNA. RefSeq lists its product as uncharacterized. Bases 3256 to 3921 code for a protein of 221 amino acids. NCBI's taxonomy places the organism in Eukaryota, Viridiplantae, Streptophyta, Magnoliopsida, Solanales, Solanaceae. The transcript is spliced from 4 exons. The record is from RefSeq and is a predicted model, not a curated record.